GUUGUUAACGUUUUUGGCGGCAAAAGAAUUAUUGCAUUGUUGUUGGUUGUUCCUUAGCAGUAAUCCACAAAUUCAGUAUUACAGUUUGCUGUUUACGUCUAUCGUUUCCGUUUGUUCUGAUUUUCGUUUAGUUGUAAAUGGUUCAGGUUAGUAUUUUCAUUUGUACUUUCUACGCGGUGUGAGUUUUGCGAUCUUACAGUUUUUCCGCGUUGUCCAGAAAAUAAAUAGUUCUACAAACUUUUGAAAAUGAUGGAGGAUGACAUUGAACAAAGACUUAGAGAUAUCCAGAAGGAAUAUCUGAGUUUUCUAGAUGAUGAAGAAAAUCAAAAUGUAUACCACAAAAAGGUGAAAUUAAUGAUUGAUGAAAACGGCCAAAGACUACUAAUAGACAUCAAUGAUUUACGUAAAAAAAAUCCUAAUAGAACCCAUGAAUUAUUAACAAAUACUUUUGAAGAACAAUUUGCUUUGGAGCGUGCACUUAAAGAAUAUGUUGCAAAUAUUGAUUCUACUUAUGCCAAUAAAUAUGAUGAAUUUUUUGUUGCAUUUGAAGGUAGUUUUGGAAGUCGCCAUGUCACACCCAGGACUAUGAAUAGUAAGUUUUUAGGAAAUUUGGUGUGUUUAGAAGGCAUUGUUACAAAGUGUUCUUUGGUUCGUCCCAAAAUUGUAAGAAGUGUACAUUUUUGUCCGGCUACUAAAAAAACAAUAGAGCGCCGUUACACAGAUUUAACAUCAACAUCUGCUUAUCCAUCUAGUUCUGUAUAUCCAACAAAAGAUGAUGAUGGUAAUCCUUUAGAAACUGAAUAUGGUCUUUCUGUGUAUAAAGAUCAUCAAACAUUAACAAUUCAAGAAAUGCCCGAAAAAGCACCAGCUGGACAAUUGCCACGCUUUGUUGAUAUUGUAUGUGAUAAUGAUUUAGUUGAUUGUUGUAAGCCAGGCGACCGAGUACAAGUGGUUGGUAGUUAUCGUUGUCUUCCUAAUAAACAAGGAGGUUAUACAACUGGAAAUUUUAGAACUAUUGUCAUUGCUAACAAUAUAUCACAGUUAAGUAAAGAUGCAACAUAUUCUGUUAGUAGAGAUGAUGUUUUCAACUGUAGAAAAUUAUCAAGAAGAAAGGGUGAUAUAUUCAACUUAUUGGCUCGAUCAUUAGCACCUUCUAUUCAUGGCCAUACUUUUAUUAAAAAAGCCAUUCUUUGUCUAUUGUUGGGUGGAAUUGAAAAAAUUUUACCCAAUGGAACACGUCUCCGUGGAGAUAUAAAUCUGUUAUUAAUUGGUGAUCCGAGUGUUGCUAAAUCACAAUUACUGAGAUACGUAUUAUGUGCUGCUCCAAGAGCUGUAGCCACUACAGGCAGAGGAAGUUCAGGAGUUGGUUUGACUGCUGCUGUCACUACAGAUCAAGAGACUGGCGAUCGGCGAUUAGAAGCUGGGGCUAUGGUACUUGCUGACAGAGGUGUUGUGUGUAUUGAUGAAUUUGAUAAAAUGUCUGAUAUUGAUAGAACAGCUAUUCACGAAGUUAUGGAACAAGGCAGAGUAUCUAUUUCAAAAGCUGGUAUACAUGCAAGGCUUAAUGCCAGGUGCUCUGUUUUAGCUGCUGCUAACCCUGUAUAUGGUAGAUAUGAUCAAUAUAAAACUCCAAUGGAAAACAUAGGUCUGCAAGAUUCAUUACUAUCACGGUUUGAUUUAUUGUUUGUCAUGUUAGAUGUACCUGAUAGUGAAAAUGAUCGUUUGAUAUCAGAGCAUGUUGUUCGCAUUCACAGAUACAGAGAUCCUAAAGAGCAAGAUGGUGAAGCGUUACCAAUGGGUUCAGGUGUGGAUAUUUUGAGCACUAGAAAUUUGGAAAUUGAUGAGAAUGAUCCAUCUAAAACUAGAAUGUUUGAAAAAUAUGAACCGUUGCUUCAUGGACCGCAAAACCAUAAAUCAGACCAAACAUUAAGCAGUCAAUUCAUGAGAAAAUAUAUACAUAUUGCUAAGUGUGUUAAGCCUGUAUUGACCGAAGAAGCGUCUAAUGAGAUAUCCGAAGAAUAUUCUAGACUUCGUUCUCAGGAAGCUGUUGAAUCUGAUGCUGCAAGGACUCAGCCUGUUACUGUCAGAACACUAGAGACAUUAAUUCGUCUUUCUACUGCUCAUGCUAAAGCUCGUUUGUCCAAAAAUGUUGAACAACAAGACGCUCAAGCAGCAAUUGAGCUGGUUCAGUUUGCUUACUUUAAAAAAGUAUUAGAGAAACCUAAAAGAAAACGGCAAAUCAGUGAUGAAGAAUCUGGAGAUGAACAAGAUUCACAAAGUAAACCUCCAAAAAGAAAAUCAAAAAAAAAUGAUGACGAUCCUUACUCAUUUGAAGACGGGGAAGAGGAGGAGAUUGAUGCUGCUGAACCAGAAGCUAUGGAAGUAGAUACAGAUAAUUCAGGAACACUGAGAGGAGGUCCACCCGCAGUAUCACAAACAUCAAUCACUCCUGAUAGGUAUAAAGUAUUUAAGUCAACUUUGAGUAAAGUUUUUCAAAAACAUAGAUCACAAUCAUUGGGUUUUAAACGAAUGCUCACUAUGAUCAAUGAAGAACAUGUGGCAGAAACUUUUACUGAAAAUGAAGCUUAUGCUGCUAUUUAUAAAAUGAUGGAUGCUAACUUCAUAAUGUUUUCAGAUGGAAUUAUAUUUUUAAUAUAGGUCUUUAUUGAGUAUUUUUCAAAAUAAUUUAUUCACUUUCAAUUUAUACAAGACAUAAUUUAAUAAAAUAAUAAGUUUAUAAUUAAUUUCCAAAGUUAAGUUAAUUUUUUUUUUAAUGACUAAUUAAUUUUUUCAAAAAAUUGUUUUGUUAAACUGUAAAAAAAUAAAUAAAUGCAUACUUAUGUUUAAUUUUACAUUUAGUGAUUAUUCAUAUUAAUUACUUAAGUUAUUACCACUUACUAUACUAGACAUAAUAUAAAUGUUUAUUGUAUAUAGAUUAUAGAUGAAGUAUAAUAUUAUAAAAGUACCAACAGAAAACGAUUGUGGAUAUUUUCUUAAUUGUUAAAAUCUGAAAAAUGUCAGAGAAUAAUAGUUGGUAUGUAACGAAUAUAUACCUAUUAUUAAAAUAUUUGUAAUAUUAGUAUUUAAUACACGGGACAAUAGUAUAUUUUAUAUUUUUUUUUAUUUACAAUUGUAAACUUCAGCAUUAAAAUACAUUUUUUAAAAUA
Metopolophium dirhodum (rose-grain aphid) is the source of this 3167-nucleotide messenger RNA. It is a transcript of the gene Mcm3, whose product is annotated as DNA replication licensing factor MCM3. The transcript has 2 exons. The record is from RefSeq and is a predicted model, not a curated record. Lineage: Eukaryota; Metazoa; Arthropoda; Insecta; Hemiptera; Aphididae. Gene Ontology annotation, molecular function: ATP hydrolysis activity; single-stranded DNA helicase activity; single-stranded DNA binding. Gene Ontology annotation, biological process: DNA replication; double-strand break repair via break-induced replication; DNA strand elongation involved in DNA replication. Bases 247 to 2658 code for a protein of 803 amino acids. Gene Ontology annotation, cellular component: MCM complex; nucleus.